GCGGCGGCGCGUCCGCGGCUCUGCCUCCUCCACGGCGGCGGCUUUAUUGUGUUUUUCACGUUAUUUUUGCCUUUUUUUUUUCGCGAGGAGCCCGGGUGUGCUUUUUUUUUUUUUUUUUUGGUUUUUUUUUUUUUUUUUCCCCUCUCUUCUGUUGUGGCCGGCCGGAGGGACUAAGGGGAGAUCAAUGAAGGAAAGAAGAGCGAGCCAGAAGUUAUCGAGCAAGGCGGUGAUGGAUCCCAACCAGAACGUGAAGUGCAAGAUCGUGGUGGUGGGGGACAGCCAGUGCGGGAAGACCGCGCUGCUCCACGUCUUUGCCAAGGACUGCUUCCCCGAGAGCUACGUCCCCACCGUGUUCGAGAACUACACGGCCAGCUUCGAGAUCGACACGCAGCGCAUCGAGCUCAGCCUCUGGGACACCUCGGGCUCUCCUUACUACGACAACGUCCGCCCGCUCUCCUACCCCGACUCCGAUGCUGUCCUGAUCUGCUUUGACAUCAGCCGCCCAGAAACCCUGGACAGUGUCCUAAAAAAGUGGAAAGGGGAGAUCCAGGAGUUCUGCCCCAACACCAAGAUGCUCCUGGUGGGCUGCAAGUCCGACCUGCGCACCGAUGUCAGCACGCUGGUGGAGCUCUCCAACCACAGGCAGACCCCCGUGUCCUACGACCAGGGUGCAAAUAUGGCCAAACAGAUUGGAGCAGCCACAUACAUCGAAUGCUCAGCCUUACAGUCAGAAAACAGUGUCAGAGACAUUUUUCACGUCGCCACCCUGGCGUGUGUGAACAAAACAAACAAAAACAUGAAACGGAACAAAUCUCAGAGGGCCACAAAGCGAAUUUCACACAUGCCUGGCAGGCCAGAACUGUCCACAGUGGCCACGGACUUGAGAAAGGACAAAGCCAAGAGUUGCACGGUGAUGUGAAGGAGCUGGGAUUUCUUGGAGGAGGAGGAGGAGGAGGAGGAAGAUCCAGGAGGGGUUGGAGCUCAAUGAAGUCACAGCCACAGGGUGUUUAAUGAGGGCUUUGCCAGUGCUUUCAUGGAGACUUCUCCUGCUGUGUGAGACUGUACUUAAGGACUGAGCCAGCAGGAAGAAAAGGCUCUUGAGAGAGGUGGCAUCAGGAAUUCCUGUUGAAGACAAUGCCAAAAAAAUAAUAAUAAAAGGGAAAACGUUUGAAUGUGCUGAGAGAAGAGAGAAUGAUUGGGAAAAUAACCCUGCAAAGGAGAGAUGUCAUGGACAGUGCUUGUUUCUUUUAGUAACGCUCUGCUCCUGGAUGCUACCACUUUGAUUUCAUUCAAAUAAUACUUUAAUGGGAUUUUUUUUUUUUUUUUUUAAUGAAGACGUUAUUAAUACACCCUUCUCAUUAAGGAACUAUCCCCGUGACCUUAGAGUUGGUUUUCCAAAGGAUUUGAUCUCAUUUUUUUUUAGUAGCUGAUUGUGAAAACAGAGAGGAUACCGAGGUGUGUCACCUAGAGGAACAUUUUGGAGAAGUCUGGAGUUUUGCCUUGCUGAUCCACGGUGGGGAUGAAGACAACUGUUUGAGGAUUCCCAGAAUUUCCGUGGAAAUGAGAUGGAUCCAGUUUAGGGGGGAGGGGAGUGGGGGCAAAGCAGCCCUGCAGGGCUCUGACUCGGCUGUUCCUCUUUGUGGUUGUGAUGUGGAGUGGAAUUGGUGCCCAGUCCUGGUGUUCUGUGUGGCCUCGUUGCUGUAGGUUCAAGUGGGAGGUGCUGAGAGCUGUGAUGGCAAAUGAUUCGUGGUUUUCCAGCCCUGAUCGUUCCUUAAGCCUUACUGCCCACCUGGGGAAGCCCCAAAAACCCCCUUGGGCUUCUCCCAGGAGCUGGAGAGCCCGUGGAUCCCGCAGAAAGCUGCAGACAAAUGCUGUUCUGGGAUGUGGUUCACUGCAAGGAAAAAAAAAAAAAAAAAAAAAAACAAAAAUACCCCUCAAAAA
This is a messenger RNA of Vidua chalybeata, 1941 nucleotides long. RefSeq names its product Rho family GTPase 3 (gene RND3). The record is from RefSeq and is a predicted model, not a curated record. The coding region runs from base 185 to 919 and encodes 244 amino acids. The transcript is spliced from 5 exons. Gene Ontology annotation, biological process: small GTPase-mediated signal transduction. Gene Ontology annotation, molecular function: GTPase activity; GTP binding. NCBI's taxonomy places the organism in Eukaryota, Metazoa, Chordata, Aves, Passeriformes, Viduidae.